Molecule: messenger RNA, 957 nt
Organism: Angiostrongylus costaricensis
Lineage: Eukaryota; Metazoa; Nematoda; Chromadorea; Rhabditida; Metastrongylidae
Source: the annotation of a GenBank genome assembly
AUGUUUUCAAUUUUCGUUUAUGUUUUCAGGGAAAUUUUGAGUUUAGCAUCCUUGCAGAACUGUCCGUCACAGCUAGUGUUCAACAAUAGGAGCAGAUAUUGUGUCUAUCCAGAGAGCUGUUCUCGAGAUGGUGAAGUCAAUACACUCCCAGUCACUCUGGAAGCUCUAUCUACGAGUGUCGAAUGUGAAGGAAAGAAGGAAGGCUACUAUGCAAAAGAAUGUUCAUCAGAAUUUGUAUAUUGCAAUGACGAGGGUGUUGCUACCUAUAUGGUAAUGUCCAGACUGGCUGUAUUGGAGUAUUGUUCCACACUUCCCGGUGGUGAAUAUGGAUCACAGUGCUCACCUACGUUCACUCUGUGUUCCAAUGGAAUCUCCUACUCUAUGAAAUGUCCUGAGAAUCUUGUGUUUGACCCAAAAAACAGUCGAUGCACCCAUGUUCAUGAAUCUUCACUUGGCUUUUUCGGCACUAAAAUGUUCUAUGAAUGCAUCAACAAGUCUGAUGGGCUUCAUUCUCUCGGAUGCGUUUCUGUAUUCCUCCAAUGCUUGAAAGGAGUAGCCUAUAACCUCUACUGUCCAACUGGUUUAGUGUUCGUCGGGGAAAUCGGCGCUUGUGACAUCCCAUCUACAUGUUCACAAAACUCGAAACAUAAAGAAGCGAAUGCGCCUACUUCAUAUGCGGCUGUCUUUAGCAAUAACACUGAUGAGUGUGAUGUUGACGGAUAUUUUUCACGAAAAUGUAGUUCUGAGUACUUUAACUGUGUUGGUGGGAAGAAGUUUGUUGGAAAAUGUCUUAAUGGAAUGGUAUUUAACUUGGAAAAAGCCUAUUGCGACUACCCUGAAAGCUGCCUUCGAGGAGAGUUAGACUCGAAUCCCGCUGCACAAUCCGUUCCCACAACUAUCAUAGAUCGAGGUAAAAUAACCUGCUCUGGCUUUACUUCUUCCUCAGUGCUUGAUUAA